GGAGAAAAAUCCUAAACAUUUCACAAGGAACUACUUCUCUUUUUUGGGGGUACCUUUCAGAUCUGCAAAAGCAAGAGGAGCGUGGAGAGCUGCUGCAGCCACUGAUCUUCGUCUUGCUGGUCUUGUGCUCUCUUCUGCUGUACUUUAAGGUGUCUCUCAUGGAUCCGGGUUUUGUUAAGUCUGAAGAGGAAGUGGAGGCAGGGAAGAGUGAAGAACAAAGCCUGGUGAUCCCCCAGGCGCCAGGCGACGUUCAGACGCGGCGCUGCGGUUACUGCAUGGUGAAGCAACCCAUGCGAGCCAAGCACUGCCAGCUGUGCCAGCACUGCGUACGGCGUUACGACCACCACUGCCCCUGGAUUGGGAACUGUGUGGGAGAGAGGAAUCACCCCUUCUUCAUAGCUUACCUGAGCGUGCAGCUUGUAGUUCUGCUGUGGGGAGGGCACGUUGCUUGGUCAGGCCUCUACUUUGAACAGUCCUGGGACUGGCUGCAGCACAACAUCCUCCUCCUGGCAUCUUUCCUCCUGAUAGUCACCUUCACGGUUGUGGUCCUGCUGCUGCUGGUGUCACACCUCUACCUGAUCUCCUGCAACACCACCACCUGGGAAUUCAUGUCACCUCACCGCAUCCCCUACCUGCGCCACUCCGAGCUGGAGAAUCCCUUUGACCAAGGGGUGGUCCUCAACCUCUGGAGAUUCUUCUGUUCGUGCCACCUCACUGCAUGGGAGAAGAUCUACUUUCUCAGGAGCAGUGACCCUGUCUAG
Messenger RNA from Merops nubicus (carmine bee-eater), 761 nucleotides. RefSeq names its product zinc finger, DHHC-type containing 12 (gene ZDHHC12). The annotation marks the transcript as partial. Gene Ontology annotation, cellular component: Golgi apparatus; endoplasmic reticulum. The transcript is spliced from 4 exons. The record is from RefSeq and is a predicted model, not a curated record. Gene Ontology annotation, biological process: protein targeting to membrane; peptidyl-L-cysteine S-palmitoylation. NCBI's taxonomy places the organism in Eukaryota, Metazoa, Chordata, Aves, Coraciiformes, Meropidae. Gene Ontology annotation, molecular function: protein-cysteine S-palmitoyltransferase activity.